AUGGAAUCUACCAAAACUUAUCUUAUUGAUACCUGCUAUUUAUAUACUAAGUGCCUUUAUUGCAAUAAAGAUACACUUUUAAAGACUGGCGAAUGCAUAAAAACCCAAGCUCCUAAUAAAAAAAAUCGAACAAAAGAAGUUCCUUGGGCUUUUAAAAUUAAAUACCUGGAAGAUUUUUCAACAAAGCAACUUGAUCUUUUAGAAGCACAAAAUCCAAUUCACAGAUCUCUUAAUGUAUCUACUAGUUAUAAUACUAGUAGUUACGAUAUUAUCACUCCUAAUUAUGGAGAGCUAAUUCACAAACAUGAAACAAGCAAGUCUCAAGAAACAUCAUUUUAUAAUAGUGAUGCAUCUAUUGAUAAUAAUAUAUCAACUAGUUAUGAAAAUAAUAGUUAUGAUAUUACUACUUCUAAUUAUGAUGAAGAGCCAAUUCUAUAUAAUUUAUUUGAAGAUAAUUUUCAUAUUAGUGAAGAUGAAGAUCAUGAUACAAUUAAAUAUAGAAUUCAUGAUAAAAUACUUUUACAAGUUCAAGAUUUAACAAAUAAUUUUGGAUUAUGGCAAAAGGAUUAUAUUUUGGCAUAUAAAUAUUUUCAAGCAAUUUCUAAGCAAAAAGAAGUUAUUAUUUUAAUAACAAUUACUUCUAAAAAGCGUCAUAUUAAAUUAACAGAUGCUCAUUAUACAAUUUGGGCUCGUAGUGUAAUUAAUAGAUUCAAUGAUACAGAUUCUCCAUCUAAUUAUCUAAUAUUUCAAGCUCCACCAAAGCCAAGAGGAAUAAAAAAUUGUGAUACUGGUUUUGAAUCUACUUCACCAUAUUUCAUGCCAAUUCCACAAUUUAUAUAUCCUCCAGUAUCGCAAAUUUCUUUUUUACAAUUUCAAUUAUUUUCUUCUCUAUCUCAACUUUCUACUUUACAAUAUCAACUACAAACUACUCAAAAUUCAGGACCUAUUUCUAUACUAGAAGAAUUUGUUUAUAAAGUAGAUAAAGAAGAGAAUGCUAAUAGAGAAAUUGCUAAAUAUUUAGAAGCAUUUAAUCAAGAGGCAAUUAGA
Racocetra persica is the source of this 1047-nucleotide messenger RNA. The record is from the annotation of a GenBank genome assembly. NCBI's taxonomy places the organism in Eukaryota, Fungi, Glomeromycota, Glomeromycetes, Diversisporales, Gigasporaceae.